Ectocarpus siliculosus is the source of this 306-nucleotide messenger RNA. The record is from the annotation of a GenBank genome assembly. Lineage: Eukaryota; Phaeophyceae; Ectocarpales; Ectocarpaceae.
AUGCCAAGACCCGCAGGUGGUUCAACCGCGCCAUCACGUCUGGACCCUUACAUGGGCGACGCGUGGGCGGUGCACUACGCCUUCGAGCUGCAGCAGGGGACCGACGUUGAGCGAACGGACGUUCUCGGCAGGUGUGUGGCGGCCGAUCCUUCCCACGGGGAGCUGUGGAAGUCAAUAUCCAAGACAAACACCACCGAAAAACAGCGGUUCGACAAGGCCAGCAUCCUCAGGAAGGUCGUAGCCGCCUACUUUUCCGGCAACGGUGUAGUGGUCGUCAUUCCACGAGGCCCAACAAGCACUGGCUAG